Messenger RNA from Nanorana parkeri, 990 nucleotides. RefSeq names its product taste receptor type 2 member 9-like. Gene Ontology annotation, molecular function: G protein-coupled receptor activity; bitter taste receptor activity. Gene Ontology annotation, cellular component: membrane. Lineage: Eukaryota; Metazoa; Chordata; Amphibia; Anura; Dicroglossidae. The coding region runs from base 1 to 990 and encodes 329 amino acids. The transcript has a single exon. The record is from RefSeq and is a predicted model, not a curated record. Gene Ontology annotation, biological process: G protein-coupled receptor signaling pathway; detection of chemical stimulus involved in sensory perception of bitter taste; sensory perception of taste.
AUGCUCCCUGUAUUUAUUUUGGCUUUAAUGACUGUCCUGGCUCUCAGCACCCUCAUUGCAGUUUUCACAAACUCACUCAUCAUUGUUGUGAACCUUAUCGAUAAAGCCAAGGGAAAACAUUUUAGCCCCUCUGACCUAAUUGUGGUGACUCUCUGCAUAUCCAACAUUAUAUUUCAGUUUACUAUGUUAAUCAAUGAUUAUAUGAGUUUCAUUGAGAGUGAUGUGUACUUCACUGAUGAAGUCUAUACAGUAUCUGUUGUCUUUCUCAUUCUACCAAUUUAUUCCAGCUUCUGGUUUACAGUUUGCCUUUCCAUCAAUUAUUACUUGCAGAUUGUCAUAUCCACUCAUCCCGUUUUAAUCCGACUAAAGCUUGCAGGUUCCCAACUGAUCCCGCCACUCAUAAUGGCUUCAUUAUUUAUAUCAUUGGCUACUGGCCUCCCUGCAGCCUGGAACAUCUACAGAGAUCCUCUGGAAUUAAAUAUAUCAAAUAAUGAGAGUGAGGAAGCAUCAUACCCAAAACUGAGCACUGCUUACCUACUGCCCAGUAACCUUGUCAGCUGUUCCCUACCAUUGGUUCUAGUGGGAGUUGCUAAUGGAUUGAUCAUCAAGUCACUUGUUACCAAAACUCACAAGUCAGACAGAAAUGCAAAGGGAGAGAUGAGUGCCCGGGCAGAAGGACGGGUCCGUGCAGCCAGGACAAUAAGCUGUCUUCUCAUUCUGUAUAUAUCGUUUUAUGUAGCUGAGAUCCUGGUAUUUAUAGAGGUGUUUCCUCAGAGCAGCCCAGAAUUCUGUGCCUGUUUAGUGGUCAUCUAUGGUUAUUCACCAGCACAGUCAAUUGUCCUGAUUUUUGGCAGCCCAAAACUAAAACAAGUGUUUGUCACCAUAUUCCUAUAUUGUACAGGAGGCAUCAACAAAGGGAAGCCAAGAACUCCAACUGUCCUAUUUAUUAAGCUCAAAGAAAAGAAAAAUGUACACUUUCCAAAAGAGUAA